Messenger RNA from Gavia stellata (red-throated loon), 1053 nucleotides. It is a transcript of the gene TRMT10B, whose product is annotated as tRNA methyltransferase 10B. The record is from RefSeq and is a predicted model, not a curated record. The transcript has 8 exons. Gene Ontology annotation, biological process: tRNA N1-guanine methylation. NCBI's taxonomy places the organism in Eukaryota, Metazoa, Chordata, Aves, Gaviiformes, Gaviidae. Gene Ontology annotation, cellular component: nucleoplasm; nucleus. Gene Ontology annotation, molecular function: tRNA binding. The coding region runs from base 1 to 1038 and encodes 345 amino acids.
AUGGCGGGCGGUGUUGGCGGCGGCGGCUGCCCGUCGGCGGAGUCUGAGGGGGAGGCGGCGAUAGCCUGCGAGGCCCUCCGUCUGCUGCGGAUCGAGCCCUCAGCCGUCGGCCCCGGCGCGGCGCGUGCGGGCGACGCGGCGCGGUGCUCGAGGAAUGCGCUGCGGAAGCGGAGGCGUUGGGAGCGGGUCCUGGCGGCGAAGAGGAGGAAGCGGCGGCAGGAGCGGGAGAGGAGCAGGGCCCGGCGGGCCGAGGGCCCAGGGACAGCCAGCCGGGACGGCGGGAGGGCCCCGGCCGCCCUCGCGAAGGAACGCCUUCUGGAGGCUAGGGCGUCGGGGCCCCGGCUCUGCGUGGACCUCGGCGUGGCCUACCGCAUGACGCAGAAGGAAACAAGCCGCCUCGCCUCUCAGAUCAGGAGACUCUACGGGGCAAACAGGCGGGCUGAGAAGCCGUUUUGGCUCUGCCUGACGGAGUUUGUGGUGGGCUCAUUGAUCUAUGAAGAAUGUUUUCGUAUGAACGACGGCUUCUCCAAUUAUUUGAUGGAUACAACUCAAGAAAGUUAUCUGGAUCUGUUUCCUUUAGAUACAAUCGUUUAUCUCACUCCUGACUCUGAGAAUGUCCUUGAAGAUAUCGAUCCAAAUAAAGUGUACGUCCUUGGAGGCCUGGUGGAUGAAAGUAUUCACAAGAAGCUGACUCUGCAAAGGGCGCAAGAGCAGUCCUUGCAAACCGCCCGCCUCCCCAUUCGCGAGUACAUGGUGAAAACCGUUAACACCAAGAACUACCACUCGGAGACACUGGCAAUCAAUCAAGUCUUUGAUGUCUUAUCAACCUACUAUGAGACCCGAAGCUGGCCAGCAGCCUUGAAAGCUGGAGUUUCUUCUGGAAAAGGCUAUGUGCUACCAGAUGCAGUGAAACAAGUGGAAAUGCUUCAGCAUGACAAUGCACAAGAAAACUCUUUAUUUUGUGAUGUUAAGGAGCUGUGCAGGCAAGAGAGGCAAACUCCAAAUUUCAAGCAGAGGCACCAGCAUGAAUGUGCAUAGAGAAAACAGUUCUGC